AUGCCUCCUUUACCGGGAUUCUCAGACAACCCCUUCCAGACGCGGCGUGACCUCAUCACGGGGGCCAUCGCGCUUCUCCAGCCACUCCUGCCGUACUUCUCCCCAGAGAAGGCCCUGAUCCGUCUACCAGUAAGCACGGGUACUCACUUCGAUGAGUUUGCCGCAAAUUUGGAAGGAUUUGCACGGCCGCUCUGGGCUAUCGCGGCGUUAUUGCGUGCUGCAUCCCAAAUCCGUGAAACUGAUCCUGAUCUAGCGGCUUCUCUCGACGGGCUCUCGCAGCCAUGGCGGCAAGGUAUCGUCGCGGGGACAGAUCCCGAGAGCCCUGAGUACUGGGGGGCUAUUGGAAAUAUGGAUCAACGCAUGGUUGAGGCAGAGAUCAUUGCUUUUGCCUUGCUCACUGCGCCGGAUGAGUUUUUUCAUAGCUUGAGUGAGAGUGCAAGGGCGAAUGUGAUGAGGUGGCUAAGGGGGAUCAAUGGGAAGGAGAUGCCAAUGAACAACUGGCGAUGGUUCCGCGUCUUUGUUGACUUGGCACUAGUCAAAGUCUGUGGCGUGCCGAUCGAAGAGGUCCGGCACGAGAUCAAAGAAGAUCUAGACCUGCUUGAAGUAUUCUAUUUGGGAGAUGGAUGGGCUGCAGAUGGGCCCUGGUUGAGUGCUGAGGACCAGCAGAAAGAGGAGUCCUUGUUCAAGGAGACGAGACGUAGAGAUGCCAUCGGUUUGGGGAGACAGGCUGACUAUUACUCUGGAAGCUUUGCCAUUCAGUUCAGUCAGUUGCUGUAUACGCACUUUGCGGAAGAUGUGGAUCCGGAUAGAGUUGCAAUUUACCGACAGCGAGGUAGAGAUUUUGGAAAGUAUUUCUGGCGAUACUUUGAUGCUGGCGGAUCUGUGAUACCCUUUGGUCGAUCCUUGACGUACAAAUUCGCGUGCGGCGGUUACUUUGCUGCCGUGGCCUUGGCAGAAGUCUCCGAUAUGCCGGCACCACUAGCAGCCGUAGGCAGUGUUAGAGGCUUCCUCCUGAGGCACCUGCGGUGGUGGGCGUCACACUCGGAUGAUGUAUUCUACGUCGAUGGGACGAUGCACGUAGGAUGGCUUUACCCGAACAUGUAUAUGAGUGAAGAUUACAACUCACCGCAAUCGGUAUACUGGUGCCUCAAGACUCUAGUCGCAAUUGGUCUUCCAGAGGACAGUGAAUUCUGGACGGCUAAAGAGGCUCCAUAUCCCGAGUCGAUAGAGCCAACUCAGCUUGUGCAGAAGCCGAGGCAAAUUCUCUGUAAUCAUCCGGCAGGAAACCACCACUUUAUGCUUUCGCCAGCACAAUUUGUCGCUUGGCCAAUGAAAGCGACCCAGGCGAAGUACUGCAAGUUUGCUUACAGCUCAGCAUUUGCCUUUAGCGUGCCGACUGGGCCACUCAUCCAACAAAUAGCUCCAGAUAACACCCUUGCAAUCAGUAGAGAUGGCGCCGAGACGUGGGCGGUAAAAUGGAAGUGCAACGAAGCAAGUUUCAAACCGCUCAAGGUCGGUUCGGAACAAGUGACAGUCGCCUCGGUGAAGUGGAAACCACGGGGAGACGGAGCGGUGACGGUCGAGACGACACUGGUCCCACCAACCUCACAAUGGCCAGACUGGCAUAUUCGUGUCCAUCGCAUCGAGCUACAUACGGAUCUGCAAACACUGCACACUGUCGAGGGCGGAUUUGCCAUAUCAGGACGUCAGGCAGACGGCGCACCUGUGCCCCUGAGAUCCUUGGCAACUGAUGCCGAGCUCGGUGGGGCCGAGGGCGUUGAACAGGAUCACACUUCCGUUCUCAUUUUAUCUAGUGCUGGAGCCAGUGGUGUUGUAGCGUUGCUACCAGAGGAAAGUAGAGGACACGAAGUCAGCUGUUAUGCAUUGAAGCCGGACGCGAACACUAACAUCGCGUGUCAGCGGACAUUGAUUCCUGCCGUUGCGAACAGCUUGAAUGGACCAUUAAAGUCCGGAACACAGAUCAUUUUGGUGACCAAGGUUUUCGCCAUUUCUUCAGCGGCUAAUGGGGGAAUCAGAAGUGAUGCGCGACAAUUCGAAAAACGUUGGAGAAACGUCCCAAAGACACGAGUGGCAUCAGGACAAGAUUCGGGCCUUGAUAUUGAGUUGGGCUAG
Messenger RNA from Pseudomassariella vexata, 2133 nucleotides. RefSeq lists its product as uncharacterized. The coding region runs from base 1 to 2133 and encodes 710 amino acids. The transcript has 3 exons. NCBI's taxonomy places the organism in Eukaryota, Fungi, Ascomycota, Sordariomycetes, Amphisphaeriales, Pseudomassariaceae. The record is from RefSeq and is a predicted model, not a curated record.